AGAAAAGCACGUACACCCUCCAGCGCGCACGCAGACUUUUACCUGUCAACACCUUUCCUUUAUCCGUUUUUAUCAUAGCCUUUUUGGAACCGAUUUGAUACGUUUUCCAUAUUUUAGCUCCGGACCUGUAUUUUGAUCAAAUCACGACACCUGUUGUACAUUACCGAGGAAAACUUCAGUAGUCAUGCGGUCCUGCGUCUUCUUACGUUCGGCUGCCGGCGCUGCGGCAGGUGCGUCCCUCGCCGCCUUGAAGGUGCUCCUCCAAGACGAGUGUGUGCUGCGCUACGACACCGCUUCGCAAGUGGCCGUUCUUUCAAUGGAGCGCCACUCCCGCAAGAACGCGAUUGGCGUCAACUUUCUCUCCUGCAUUCAGAAAGUCAUUGACGUGUGCAACGCCGGCGCGCCGUGUGCUGCGGCUGGACGGCCUGCGGACGCCGUUCCGGUGCGCUGCCUCAUAGUGACGAGUGCCGUGCCCAAGGUGUUCUGCGCUGGGGCGGACCUGAAGGAGCGAAAAGAUAUGUCCGUCACGCAAUCCCGCGAGUUUGUGCAGCGUGUCCGGCACACCUUCAACAACCUGGAGGACCUGCCCAUCCCGACCAUUGCGGCGAUCGAGGGCAAAGCGCUCGGCGGCGGUAUGGAGCUGGCCCUGGCGCUGGACAUGCGCGUUGCGGGCGAUGGGGCAGCUGUCGGAUUCCCAGAGACGGGGCUGGCGAUUAUUCCCGGUGCUGGCGGCACCGUACGCGCGCCUGCCGUGCUGGGCGUUAGCCGUGCACUGGAGCUGAUCUUGACCGCGGAGCAGGUCUCGGCGCAGCGAGCGCUGGAGCUAGGUCUUGUGAACCGCGUGGUGCCGGCCGGGUCGGCGCUGGACGCCGCCUUCGACCUGGCGCUGCGGAUCGCAAAGAACGGCCCGCUUGGCGUGUGUGCCGCGAAGAAGGCGGUGCGCGCGUCUCUGGGCAAGACGCGCGCGGAGGCGAUGAAGGUAGAGGCUGAGCAGUAUGACGUAGUGCUGGCCACCGAAGACCGCCUUGAGGGCCUCAAAGCCUUCGCGGAGCACCGCCCACCGGCGUACGAGGGGAAGUGA
This is a messenger RNA of Leptomonas pyrrhocoris, 1081 nucleotides long. Its product is annotated as putative mitochondrial enoyl-CoA hydratase/isomerase family protein, conserved. The record is from RefSeq and is a predicted model, not a curated record. Gene Ontology annotation, molecular function: enoyl-CoA hydratase activity. The transcript has a single exon. Gene Ontology annotation, biological process: fatty acid beta-oxidation. The coding region runs from base 185 to 1081 and encodes 298 amino acids. NCBI's taxonomy places the organism in Eukaryota, Euglenozoa, Kinetoplastea, Trypanosomatida, Trypanosomatidae. Gene Ontology annotation, cellular component: mitochondrion.